Molecule: messenger RNA, 1679 nt
Organism: Erinaceus europaeus (western European hedgehog)
Lineage: Eukaryota; Metazoa; Chordata; Mammalia; Eulipotyphla; Erinaceidae
Gene: NDUFS2
Product: NADH:ubiquinone oxidoreductase core subunit S2
Exons: 14
Coding region: 81-1457 (458 amino acids)
Biological process (GO): mitochondrial electron transport, NADH to ubiquinone
Molecular function (GO): quinone binding; NAD binding; NADH dehydrogenase (ubiquinone) activity
Source: RefSeq, a predicted model, not a curated record
GGCAGCGCGGUGCUGACGGGCGCGAAGCCACUAGGGCACCACUUCCGCCCGGUUCUCCUUCCGCUGUCCGCGGCGGCAAGAUGGCGGCGCUGAGGGCGCUCUCCGGGUUGCGGGCACUGCGGCCGGUGGUGGGGCUCGGAUUAUGCAACCAACCCAGCAGAGGUGCUCGUCAAUGGCAACCAGAUGUGGAAUGGGCAGAGCAAUUUGGAGGAGCUGUUAUGUACCCCACCAAGGAAACAGCUCACUGGAAACCUCCACCUUGGAAUGAUGUGGAGCCUCCAAAGGAUGUGAUGGUGUCAAACCUGACCCUGAACUUUGGGCCGCAGCACCCGGCAGCCCAUGGAGUACUGCGCCUGGUGAUGGAGCUGAGUGGGGAGAUGGUGCGUAAAUGUGACCCUCACAUUGGGCUGCUUCACCGUGGCACCGAGAAGCUCAUCGAGUACAAGACCUACCUGCAGGCCCUCCCCUACUUUGACCGGUUGGACUAUGUGUCCAUGAUGUGCAAUGAGCAGGCCUACUCGCUGGCUGUUGAGAAACUCCUCAACAUCCAACCUCCACCCCGGGCCCAGUGGAUCCGAGUGCUGUUUGGGGAAAUCACACGGCUCCUGAACCACAUCAUGGCUGUGACCACACAUGCCCUCGACAUUGGGGCCAUGACCCCAUUCUUCUGGAUGUUUGAAGAGAGGGAGAAGAUGUUUGAGUUCUACGAGCGGGUAUCUGGGGCACGCAUGCAUGCUGCCUACAUCCGGCCCGGAGGUGUGCAUCAGGACCUACCCCUGGGGCUCAUGGAUGAUAUUUAUGAGUUUUCUAAGAACUUCUCUCUUCGGAUUGAUGAGGUGGAGGAGAUGCUAACCAACAACAGGAUAUGGCGCAACCGGACAGUGGACAUAGGGGUGGUGUCUGCUGAAGAUGCGCUCAACUACGGCUUCAGUGGUGUGAUGCUUCGGGGUUCAGGCAUCCAGUGGGAUCUACGGAAGACCCAGCCAUAUGACGUCUAUGACCAAGUGGAGUUUGAUGUCCCCAUUGGCUCUCGAGGCGACUGCUAUGAUCGGUAUCUGUGCCGAGUAGAGGAGAUGCGCCAGUCUCUCCGAAUCAUCUUACAGUGUCUCAACAAGAUGCCUCCUGGGGAGAUCAAGGUUGACGAUGCCAAAGUGUCUCCACCAAAGCGUGCAGAGAUGAAGGCAUCCAUGGAGUCGCUGAUCCACCACUUUAAGUUGUAUACUGAGGGCUAUCAAGUUCCUCCAGGGGCCACCUACACAGCUAUCGAGGCUCCCAAGGGAGAGUUUGGGGUAUACCUGGUGUCCGACGGCAGCAGCCGCCCUUACCGGUGCAAGAUCAAGGCUCCUGGCUUUGCCCACUUGGCUGGUUUGGACAAGAUGUCUCAAGGACACAUGCUAGCAGAUGUUGUGGCCAUCAUAGGUACCCAAGACAUUGUGUUUGGAGAAGUGGAUCGGUGAGCAGGUGCGAGCCCUUACCUUCUGGCCGACCAACUUUGCUGUGGUCUGGAUGGUGUGUGUGUGUGUGUGUGUGUGUGUGUGUGUGUGUGUGUGUGUGUGUGUGUGUGUGUGUAUCUGUGUGUCUGUGUGUGUGUACGUACACACACUGAGGAGAACACUUAGCCUUCCACAUGAACAGGAAAGGAGAACCUGCAAUAAAUUAGCCGCCCCUCGGUCCCUAUA